Vigna unguiculata (cowpea) is the source of this 2964-nucleotide messenger RNA. RefSeq names its product putative serine/threonine-protein kinase WNK4. The record is from RefSeq and is a predicted model, not a curated record. Lineage: Eukaryota; Viridiplantae; Streptophyta; Magnoliopsida; Fabales; Fabaceae. Gene Ontology annotation, biological process: protein phosphorylation. Gene Ontology annotation, molecular function: ATP binding; protein kinase activity.
GCCUCAAACGUUGCCACCUCAUCUCAAACUGGGGUCUCCACCUGGCCCACACUAUCACCACCCUCACCACCACCACCUGAUAUACACUCUGUUCUCAAUUCUCUUUCUCAUAUCAUAACUUAAUCUUCUCCGCUGUUCCCAAGUUCAAGUCUUUCUAUCUCUCCCAACUUUCUUCCUCUGUUUCCCUUUCUGGGUUUAGUUCUAUUUGCUUUCUUUACCUCCACAAAUGGUUACACAAAAGUGUUGCCAUAGAUUCUUCAAGUUCCGUGUACUGUUUCUCAUAACCACUUUCACUUCUGAAUGGUCCCUGUGAAUGGCCUAAACUGACCCUUACCAAAAGCCACAACUACCGUGUGCGCCUUCAAUUUUUUUUGACACACGAAGGGCAGUGACAGGAAUAUGUCAGUUUCAUAGGAAAAUUAUUAUCCGUUUAUUCCCUUCUUCUCACCUGUCUUAUCUUGUCAAAUCUUGCAGCUCCACUCCCUCUCUCUAUCUCUCUCUGCACUUUUCUGUUUCCAAAAAGAACGAGAAAAACUUAAUCAAAUGGUUGCUAAGGACUAUGAUCCAUUGACAUGCGCGGUUGGUGUAAAAAUGGGUAGGAUAAUGCAGUGUGUUGAUCACUCAAGGCUUUUCUGGCUGUUUUUUGGGGUCUUCUCCCACGUUUACCACGAGGGGAAACCUCGGAUUUAGGAUUCUGCAACUACCUUGGAGAAUAGAACAAACUACUUUUUUGUUUGUUUUUGUUCUUUGCUUUUCAACUUUCUCUGCACUCAAGUUGUUGUCCACAGACAAAAGCUUUCAAAGUUUUGGUGAUUGCUAGCUUAGUUACUUAGUUGGAGUGUAUAGUUAAGAAUUCAACAUGUAUUCCAAUAAAGGGUAUAGAGAUGAUCGCAAAGCUGAGCCUCGUUACAUUGAAACCGACCCAAAUGGUAGAUAUGCUCGGGUUGGAGAUAUCUUAGGAAAGGGGGCAAUGAAGACAGUGUAUAAAGCAAUUGAUGAGGUUCUUGGAACAGAGGUUGCAUGGAGUCAGGUCAAACUCAAUGAUGCAUUUCGCAAACCAGAGGACUUGGAGAGGCUUUAUUUAGAGGUUCAUCUCCUCAGCACCCUCAAACACCAAUCCAUCAUGAGAUUCUACACCUCUUGGAUUGAUGUCAACAAUAAGACCUUCAACUUCAUUACAGAAAUGUUUACUUCAGGGACUCUAAGAGAAUACAGGAAGAAAUAUAAGCACAUAGGUCUGAGAGCAAUAAAGAAUUGGGCUCGGCAAAUCUUACAGGGUCUUGUUUAUCUGCAUGAACAUGAUCCUCCAGUAAUUCAUAGGGACCUCAAAUGUGAUAAUAUAUUUGUCAAUGGCCAUCUUGGACAAGUGAAAAUUGGUGACCUGGGUCUAGCAGCAAUUCUCCAUGGUUCCCAACCAGCUCACAGUGUUAUAGGCACUCCCGAGUUCAUGGCACCAGAAUUGUAUGAGGAAGAAUACAAUGAACUUGUUGAUGUGUACUCAUUUGGCAUGUGUGUUUUGGAAAUGCUUACAUCUGAUUAUCCAUACAGUGAAUGUACUAACCCUGCACAGAUAUACAAAAAAGUGACAUCAGUAAGUUCUGAUCGUGGUUUAAGGUUUGAAAAUGCCAGUAGAGAUAUGAAGGAUUUUUAUAUAUACGCAAAUUUUCUGUCUUAUGCUCAGGGGAAGCUACCAGCAGCAUUUUUCAGGAUUGAAGACACAGAAGCACAAAAGUUUAUUGGCAAAUGUCUAAUAGCUGCAGCAGAAAGACCAUCGGCAAAAGAAUUGUUGCAUGAUCCAUUUCUUUUGUCUAAUGAUGAAUCAUCCAUGGCAAAGAUUGGAAUUCCGAAGCCGUUUCUAAAUUACAGCGAAAUGGAAAAACUUCAACUGAGUGAUGAUUUACCUAUGACUAAAAUGUCAAUAACUGGGAAGUUGAAUCCAGAAGAUGGCACUAUCUUUCUCAAAGUGAAAAUUUCUGAGAAGGAUGGUUCUUGUAGGAAUGUGUACUUUCCCUUUGACAUUUACACAGACACCCCUGUUGAUGUUGCAAUAGAGAUGGUGAAAGAGUUGGAAAUCACAGAUUUGAAGCCUUCUGAUAUUGCACGUAUGAUUGAAGGAGAGAUAUCUGUGCUGCUUCCGAAUUGGAGGAAUAGUAACUGUCCAGAUACCUGCCAUACAUUCAGUUAUAAUGAUGACAAGGACAAUGAAGAUCCUCAUCGUCUUUUCCGCUCUAUUUCUUCUUGUUCAUCAUCCCUAGAAUCAACACUAGGCUCAGCCAGCAGAGUUGAUGACUUAUUGAAUGGAUAUCAUUGGCUCCAUGGUGAUGUAGUUGAUGAUGGAAGUUCAAUAUGCUCUUUGCAUGGAACAUGUUCCAACUCAAACUUGUGUUCAAUGGAUGAGGAUGAGGAACAUUAUAAGAGUUCUACAAGAAAAGAGAAAGAGCUCAUGAUAAAGAGUCACAUGUGUACUAGAUUUUCCCCUAAUGAAGACCACAAAAUUGUGGCAGGACCACAAACAGCUUGUAGUGGCAAAAGUAACAGGAUGAUAGACAAUCGCAGACUAACUAGGAACAAGUCAUUAAUUGAUACCAGAAGCCAGCUACUGCAUAUAUCAUUGGUUGAAGAGAUAAACAAAAGAAGAUUCAAGACAGUUGGAGCUGUGGAAAAUAUUGGAUUUGUGACUCCUUAUCAGGUUACAAACAAAUUUUCAAAUCCAGCAUCUGCUGCUUUCGAUGUCAACUCUUCAAGUACAAAGGGAAAAAACUUGAGAGACAAAAAAAUUUGAAAGUGACUUUGUCUUCAGCUUUCAAAUCAAAUAGCAAAAAAUGGAUAAAUUCUGUCAUGGAUAAGAGUAAAUGAUAUGGAUUGUGUUGGAAUAUAUGUUCCAUGGGUACAAACAUCUACAAAAUAUGGUAAUUUGAAAAAGUUAAAUUAAGAAUUUGUUAAUAUAACUUACUUGUAAAUAAU